UACAGAUGGCCCAACAAAGCAAGAAAACUCCUCCACCAAUUCCACCUAAAAAUAUAGAACAGAUUCUUGAUACAUAUGAAAGCGCUAAUCCUAUCCCUGAUACACUUACUAGGGAAGAAAUAAUGAGAGUGGUCGCAAAAACUUAUGGGCCACCUCCUAAACCGCAAAAGCCAGAAAAGUUGCAAUCUUCUAGAAUCGAUAGAUUAGAAUCAAAAAUAGAUGAAAUUGGUCAGAUGACAUCUAAGUUUG
Molecule: messenger RNA, 249 nt
Organism: Funneliformis geosporum
Lineage: Eukaryota; Fungi; Glomeromycota; Glomeromycetes; Glomerales; Glomeraceae
Source: the annotation of a GenBank genome assembly